AUGAGUACAGCAACGGAGAUCAAGCUCCUCACACUGCUUAACGUUAGCGCGGUCAAGCGACCCAGAGAAUUGGAUCUACCAGGAGGUCAUAGGGGAUCACCAUCUUUCUCUAAAACUCCUUCUCUCGUACUGGAAUCAGAAGAUGGUCAGGAACCCAGUAAGAAAAGACGGAAGAGUGUUGUAUUUGGAGGAGAGGUCGGACCGAGUGGAAGUACUUUUGGUAAGAAGGGGAAAGGUAAAGCUAAGAAGGUUGAGAUAAGCGAAAGUAAUGGGAUUGCAGAUUCCGCAAAAGAUGUGAUUGCCAAUGGUCUUGGGGAAGGGAAUGAAGAUGUUUUUGAGGAGGAUGACGAGUCAGGUGAUGAGGGAGAGAGCUCCAACUCAGUCAAUAACGAUAUGUUCAAUCUUCACUUUGGGGCUAACCCACCUAUUCACACCAAGGAAGCUGUAGAAAUGGCGGAAGAGCACAAGUGGAAAUCGGAGAGGAAGGCUCUCAAGGGCUUUGGAAGAGUGGUCGAGCUGUCAGCGCUAAGCGCUGAGGCUAUGCCCGCAGAUGUCAAAACUAGAAUCACGCCGUCCAUUGGAUCUGCUUUGGAAGCCUCAUCAUCAACAACUACUACUCCUCUUCUCUCUACCUCAUUGUCCUAUCUCGGUACAUAUAAAGAUUUCUACCUUCACUCACUCGACGGAGAAGCGGAAGGUUCCGAACCUCAGAUAGUGGGUGAGCAGAAGGAAGCGAUGAGAAAGGCGGCGGUCGUCCACGCCUUGAACCACGUCCUGAAAACCCGUCGACGUAUCAUUCGAAACAACGAAAAACUCGCUCAUGCUGCAUCAUCCGACAACCCUUCAUCUAUUCCAGAACCUCCUCGAGACCAAUCAUUCACACGCCCCAAAGUCCUCCUUCUAUUACCAUUCCGUUCGCUCGCAUUACAUUACAUCAAAACGCACCUUCUUCCACUAGCGCCAACAGGUACACAGAUAGAGAAUCAACGUCCAUUUUUGACUUCUUUUUCUUUGCCUGAAGGUGAAGAAGAUCCUCUCGCAUCAAGUUCAGCAAGCAAAGAUUUCCCUGUCGAUCAUCUCGUAAAUUUCAAGGGUAACAGUGAUGACAAUUUUAGAUUUGGUAUCAAGUUCACUCGUAAAGCUUGGAGAAUUGUUAUGCCACCUGCCAACGAAGAGAAAUUGUUAGACUGUGAUAUACUGGUGUCUAGUCCUCUAGGGUUCAAGAUGGCUGCCGAGAAAGAAGAUAGUACGGAUCUUUUAAGUUCCAUCGAAGUGCUCAUAGCGGAUGGAUUGGAUACGAUGGCUAUGCAGAACUGGGAUCAUGUGCAGUUCAUCUUCAAUAACAUGAACAAAAUACCCAAAUCUCCCCAUGGAUGUGAUUUCUCACGAGUGAAACCAUGGUAUCUUGAACAACAAGCCCAAUACCUACGCCAGACUAUCCUUCUUUCGCGUUAUGAUACUCCAGAAUCUCGAGCACUCUUCAACCGUCAUUGCCACAAUCUUCAGGGCAAGAUCCGGUUGGAAAGAACAGACUAUGAAGGUGUGCUCGGUCGUGUCAGGUCGGGGGUGAGACAAGUCUUCGAACGGAUCGAUUUAGAAGGCCCAAAAGCCUUGAAUGGAUCAGCAGCUGUGGAAGAGAUGGAUACUAGGUUAGAAUGGUUUACCAAGAAGACGAUUCCUGCUCUUUUGCGAUCCGCUAUCUCACGACAGAACACACUCAUAAUCGUCCCAUCCUAUUUCGACUUCGUCAGAGUCAAUAACUAUCUAAGAAAGAACGAUGUAUUCACAUACGUGUCCAUAUCGGAAUAUUCAUCCAAUGCCGAAAUCAGUAAAGCUCGAACUCUAUUCUUCAAAGGCAAGAAAUCAUUCUUGAUCGUGACGGAACGAUUCCAUUUCUACAGAAGAUACAAGAUACGUGGAGCUAAAACUCUAGUAUUCUACUCUUUACCCGAUCACGCUCAGUUCUAUUCCGAAUUUCUGAAUACACCUUUCCUAGGAUCAAAGGGGCAGGGUGAAGUAGAAGUGGACGAAGCUGAAGUGUCGAGUAGGGUUUUGUUCUCGAGAUUCGAUGCUUUGAAAUUGGAGAGGGUGGUAGGGUCGGUUAAUGCUAGGAGGUUGUUGACUAGCGGUGAGGGAAGAUUUGAGUUUAUAUGA
Messenger RNA from Kwoniella mangroviensis CBS 8507, 2154 nucleotides. RefSeq lists its product as uncharacterized. Gene Ontology annotation, cellular component: small-subunit processome; nucleolus. The transcript is spliced from 7 exons. Gene Ontology annotation, molecular function: rRNA binding; U3 snoRNA binding. The record is from RefSeq and is a predicted model, not a curated record. The coding region runs from base 1 to 2154 and encodes 717 amino acids. Gene Ontology annotation, biological process: maturation of SSU-rRNA from tricistronic rRNA transcript (SSU-rRNA, 5.8S rRNA, LSU-rRNA). NCBI's taxonomy places the organism in Eukaryota, Fungi, Basidiomycota, Tremellomycetes, Tremellales, Cryptococcaceae.